CACUUGAGGUCCACUAACGAAUCAAAUUGGCCCUAAAUUUUCUGAAACCCGUAACAUCUCUCUCCCUCUCCCUCGCCGUCUCCGUCUCAUGGCCAUGGCAGCUACGUUUGCAGCAGCAGCAAGACCAUGCUCAUCAUUUGUGGCAAUUACUCGCCAAAGAAGGGCCAAGCGAGUUGUCUUCAAUUACUCUGCUCAACCCGUUUCUUCAUCUUCUUCUUCAGAAUCAAGAAAGCUCAUUCUCUACUCCAAGCCCGGUUGCUGUUUGUGCGAUGGCCUCAAAGAAAAGCUCCACGCCGCUUUCUCUCUCUCUUCCCCAGACCAUGACUCCCUCCACGACAUCGAUUUGCAGAUAAGGGAUAUAACAACGAAUCCUGAGUGGGAGAGGGCUUACCAGUACGAGAUACCUGUGUUGGCCAGAGUCCUGUCUGAUGGCACUGAGGAUGAGUUUCACACUCUCAGACGUUUGAUGGCUCAACUUGAUUCUUCAUCUGCCUUAGCUCCUUCCUCUUCUGCCUCUUCCAACUUUGCCCACACAGGUAUUUCUGCUAGUGCACUUAGUGCCUUUUCGUCAUCUCCUUGGAUCAUUGAUUCCGAUGCUACCGAUCAUAUGACGGGUACUUCUAGUUUUUUCCAUUCUUAUUCACCUAGUUCUGGGCGAGAUAAGGUUAGAGUGACUGAUGGCACUUUAUCUUCUAUCUCCGGCAAGGGUUUUGUUCAUUGCACCUCUUUACUUUCGCUUUCAUCUCUUCUUCAUGUUCCUAAUUUUUCAACAAACUUACUUUCUGUUAGUAGCCUUACUACUGCUCUCAAUUGCUCUAUAACCUUUUUUCCGACUCAUUGUCUUUCAGGAACUGGCUACGGGGAAAAUGAUUGACAGUGGUAGAGCACAAAGUGGACUGUACUUUCUGGAUGCCAUUCCUGCAUCACCUUUGUCCUCUCAGGCUCUUCAAUGCACUUCUGGCUCCUCUGUUCGUCUUUUUCAUCAGUGGCAUCGCCGUUUGGGGCAUCCUUCCUUUAGCAUUUUAGAGAAACUUUUUCCUUUAUUAGUUCAUGAUUGUCCUAGGAAUAACUUUGUUUGUGAUGCUUGUGAGCUUGCUAAGCAUAAACGUACUUGUUAUCCUUCAAUUAAUAAAAGAAAUAUUUUUUCUUUUAUGCUUA
This is a messenger RNA of Camellia sinensis, 1158 nucleotides long. Its product is annotated as Thioredoxin superfamily protein. Lineage: Eukaryota; Viridiplantae; Streptophyta; Magnoliopsida; Ericales; Theaceae. The record is from RefSeq and is a predicted model, not a curated record.